Molecule: messenger RNA, 2816 nt
Organism: Egretta garzetta (little egret)
Lineage: Eukaryota; Metazoa; Chordata; Aves; Pelecaniformes; Ardeidae
Gene: CCT2
Product: chaperonin containing TCP1 subunit 2
Exons: 16
Coding region: 207-1850 (547 amino acids)
Biological process (GO): protein folding
Cellular component (GO): cytosol; chaperonin-containing T-complex
Molecular function (GO): ATP binding; ATP-dependent protein folding chaperone; ATP hydrolysis activity
Source: RefSeq, a predicted model, not a curated record
CAACCCAAAACAUUCUAUGAUUCAUUUAAGGCCUUGAGUUCUUUGCAAGUGCUAGUCUUUAACGGCAUGUAUCCGUUACUGCUGUAAUUAAUUUGCAUGGAAAUGCAGAAAAAUACUAGGGUUCAACACAAAUACCAAAGUGUUAAAGACGCGGUGUGCUCGGUAACAAGAUUGUUUUAGGUUCCACUGGUGGUUGUUUGGAUCUGAUGGUUAGCCAGGCAGAAGAGCAACACAGACAUUGCCGUGAGGCAUCCAUUUCCCUUGCUCCUGUGAACAUUUUCAAGGCAGGUGCAGAUGAAGAAAAGGCAGAAACAGCUCGGUUGUCAUCCUUUGUUGGUGCCAUUGCUAUCGGUGACCUGGUCAAGAGCACUCUGGGGCCAAAAGGCAUGGACAAGAUUCUUUUAAGUACUGGGAGAGAUAGCACAGUAACAGUGACCAAUGAUGGUGCAACCAUCCUGAAAGCUAUUGGAGUUGACAACCCAGCUGCCAAGGUCUUGGUUGAUAUGUCAAAGGUUCAAGAUGAUGAAGUUGGUGAUGGAACUACAUCAGUCACAGUGUUGGCAGCUGAAUUACUGAGGGAGGCAGAAUUACUGAUUUCAAAGAAGAUUCAUCCUCAGACCAUCAUUGCAGGCUGGAGAGCAGCCACAAAAGCUUCAAGAGAGGCACUUUUGAAAGCAGCUGUGGAUCAUGGUAAUGAUGAAGUGAAGUUCCGUGAAGAUUUGAUGAACAUUGCGGGAACGACUCUUUCAUCAAAACUACUCACUCAUCAUAAAGAUCACUUUGUCAAGCUAGCUGUAGAAGCUGUUCUUAGGUUGAAAGGUUCUGGUAAUUUGGAGGCUAUCCACGUCAUUAAGAAACUUGGUGGAAGUUUGGCUGAUUCCUACUUAGAUGAAGGCUUUUUACUUGACAAGAAGAUUGGUGUAAAUCAGCCAAAAAGAAUUGAAAAUGCAAAGAUUCUUAUUGCAAAUACUGGUAUGGAUACAGACAAGAUUAAGAUUUUUGGUUCUCGCGUUAGAGUGGACUCUACAGCAAAAGUAGCAGAAAUAGAACAGGCAGAAAAAGAAAAAAUGAAGGAGAAGGUAGAGCGUAUUCUUAAGCAUGGAAUAAACUGCUUUAUUAACAGACAGUUGAUCUACAACUACCCUGAACAGCUCUUCGGAGCUGCUGGCGUCAUGGCUAUUGAACAUGCAGACUUUGCUGGUGUCGAACGUCUGGCUCUUGUUACAGGUGGUGAAAUUGCAUCAACCUUUGAUCACCCUGAGCUAGUAAAACUAGGAAGCUGCAAGCUUAUUGAAGAAGUCAUGAUUGGAGAAGAUAAACUCAUUCAUUUCUCUGGAGUGGCGAUGGGUGAAGCUUGCACCAUAGUUUUGCGUGGAGCAACACAGCAGAUUCUAGAUGAAGCAGAGAGGUCUUUGCAUGAUGCUCUCUGCGUUCUUGCCCAGACAGUGAAGGACACUAGAACUGUGUACGGCGGAGGUUGUUCGGAGAUGCUGAUGGCUAACGUUGCAGAACGUGCCAUCAGAACACCUGUGAAAGAGUCUGUUGCAAUGGAGUCCUUUGCUAAGGCUUUACGAAUGAUCCCAACAAUAAUAGCUGAUAACGCUGGCUAUGACAGUGCAGAUCUGGUUGCUCAGCUCAGAGCUGCUCACAGUGAAGGGAAGACUACUUACGGACUUGAUAUGAAAGAGGGUAUCAUUGGAGACAUGGCAGUCUUGGGAGUAACAGAAAGUUUCCAAGUGAAGAGACAAGUUUUGCUGAGUGCAGCUGAAGCAGCAGAAAUGAUUCUUCGUGUAGAUGACAUCAUUAAAGCAGCACCAAGAAAACGUGUACCAGACCAUCGCCCAUGUUAAAUUUUCUUCAGUAGAUGAGGACACGUGGACCAGGUCUCACCUAGCAAUUUUUGUAAUGAUCUGAUUUUUGUGAGGUUAUGGAACAGAAGCUUGAGACAAGCAUCUCCAUCAAUGGCAUGAAAUCACUGUCUUCAGUUGGUUUUAACUUAUUUCAGUUUAUAUGUGUUGUGGGGAAGAUUCACUUUCAAGUAAAACAGGGGGUUAAUACAACCCCGUUCCUUCUGUUCCUCUCCAGGUUCCACUUAAGAUACACAGAAAUAAUAAUAAAAAAUAAAUUUAAAUCCAUCAAAGAUGUAUUUGUGUAGAACAGAGAAGGGCAGUCUCAUUAGAAGAGCUGCGGUGCGUGUCCUCAGGCACUUCAGGCGAUGAUGGGGCAGUCGGGGCUGCGGACAGCCCCUCCGGCCUUUGCGGCUUCGGCUUGACGUGGCGCACGUAGCGCGAGCCGUUUGUUCCAGUCCUGGCUGUACAGGUUUUGAGUUGGGAUCCUAGAGCUGGGCUCUGAAGUUAAAUGUUACCCUUUUCUAGUGAUAGUGGAGUAUUACUCAUUUUUUGAUGAUGAAAGGAAGAGAAAAAAGUUGAAGAGGAACCUUGGUCGAUGCCCAGAACUACAACUUAAGGGAUUUUACAGCUUUUUACACCACAAAUUUUAUGUAGAUAGGAGUUCUGCUGAGGGGGGUUGAGAGGAAGAUGCGGUUUGGGAAAGAGAUCGGCAUCCUGGGCCAAAGGGUCUGUGUGUUUGGCUAUGAAAUACCAGACUCAGGCUGGCUUUAUGGACACCUGUUAGUGUGAUAGUGGAAAACGCACCAGGCUGCUCUGCGUUCCCACUUUCUUGCCCCCUCUCUCAUGUCUCGUGCAGCCUAUCUUUAUAUUCUCCUAGCCCAGUAGUUGCUGCAAAGGCAAUGUGUUUCUUAAUUGGACUAGUUUCUGCUCAGGUCAUAGGGAAGUCCCUGGUGCCUGCAGCAGUCA